Molecule: messenger RNA, 1155 nt
Organism: Sesamum indicum (sesame)
Lineage: Eukaryota; Viridiplantae; Streptophyta; Magnoliopsida; Lamiales; Pedaliaceae
Product: DNA-3-methyladenine glycosylase (MAG)
Biological process (GO): base-excision repair
Molecular function (GO): DNA binding; alkylbase DNA N-glycosylase activity
Source: RefSeq, a predicted model, not a curated record
AUUUUCGCUUCUAAUCUCAUGAGUUUCAAUAUCAACUGCCCUGCCAACCACUACGCCAUCGUUAACCUUUCAUAUGCUUCAACUCAAUAUCAAAACUUCAUACCCCAAAUACUAUUCCUUCUCUUCACUUCUUAACCAAAUGAACAAUAAGAAGAGGAUUCAACAAACAGACAAAUCCGUCAAGAUCACUAACCCGACAAAAACCAUUAGAAAAUCUUCCACCACCACCAUUAAAGUCGAGCCAAAACCAAAAUCAGGAGCAAAACCCGGCUCCCUUUUUCAAGAAAAGGACGAGAUAGUGCCCACAACGUCGGUUUCUUCAGUUUUCUUUGAAAGAUUUUCAAUCUUGAGUCCCGAUUUCUACCAAAUUGAUGCCCUUGAUCUUGCCCCACGUUUGCUGGGUAAGUAUCUCAAGAGAGAUGAUGUUGUUCUUCAGAUAACUGAGGUCGAAGCUUAUAGGCCAAAUGACUCAGCUUGCCACGGUCGAUUCGGCGUUACUGCAAGGACUGCCCCUGUUUUUGGAACAGGUGGUCAUGCAUACGUUUAUCUUUGCUAUGGUCUUCAUAUGAUGCUCAAUGUGGUGGCAGAUAAGGAAGGAAUUGGUGCAGCUGUCCUCAUUCGUUCUUGUGCUCCAGUUAGUGGACUAGAAACCAUCCAACAGCGCCGUGGUUUAAAAUCUGAGAAGCCUGUUCUCCUUACAGGGCCUGGAAAGGUUGGCCAAGCAUUGGGAGUUUCAACAGAGUGGUCGAACCAUCCUCUUUUUACUCCUGGUGGUUUGGAACUCUUAGAUGGACCAGAGCCAGAGAAGAUACUCAUUGGUCCAAGAGUUGGUAUAGAGUAUGCUUUGCCUGAGCAUGUUAAUGCACCAUGGAGAUUCGCCAUAGCCGGUUCUCCUUGGAUAAGCGCACCAAAAAAUACUCUCAGACCUCCCUAAGUUCAAUGCAUCCAACAUCGAGGAGAAAGAACUAUGAACUAGAUUAUUUUUGUGAAGUAUGUUAAUGCUUACUUGGUUGGCGGUGUUAUAACAACAGGCAAUCACAGCCAUCUGUUAAUAUGUUAUACACUCCUUUCUUUUCUUUUUUUUUUCCUUUCGAAGGAAAGAACCAGCAAAACUGGGAACGUUUGAUUCAGUCCCGACACUUCAACUUUUUCAAA